Messenger RNA from Dermacentor albipictus, 904 nucleotides. RefSeq names its product thiol S-methyltransferase TMT1A-like. Gene Ontology annotation, molecular function: S-adenosylmethionine-dependent methyltransferase activity. Lineage: Eukaryota; Metazoa; Arthropoda; Arachnida; Ixodida; Ixodidae. The record is from RefSeq and is a predicted model, not a curated record.
CACGGCGAAGACAUGAACAUGCUGCCGGACGGCCACUUCGAUGCCGUGGUGAUCACGUACGUGCUGUGCACGGCCAUCAAUGGCAAGAAAAUCAUCAGCGAAUGCAGGCGUGUGCUGAGAAAGGGAGGUCGCCUUCUCUUCGCCGAACACGUUGGCCACAAAAAAGGCACGUUCUCUAGGUUUAUGCAGGACCUGCUGGCACCACUCGCCCAGUAUAUGACUGGCGGCUGCUACAUGAACAGAGACAGUGGUCGCGUUUUCAAGGAGGCCGGCUUCGAGAGGGUCCAACUGGAGGAAGUCGAUCUGUACCUGCCUUUUGAGUACAGCUUCCACGUCUACGGCGUGGCGACUGCCUAAAUACCCGCAUGAAUGGACAGUGCAUUCACAAAAAGACGACUUUAGAUAUUGAUGAUAGGUUACGCUAUGAGCGCCGCAUGCUUCUCGUCGAGACGCGAAUAAAUUUUCCGCACUUUGCAAUAUAUAAAACGCCUUUAGAUAUUUGUCUGGGAUUUCUACAUGGGCUAGCUGAAAGACAGUUCACAGAUCGGACUAUAGAUGACGCACUUUGGCCUCACACGUUUACCGACUACCAUGUGGUAUAUAUAGACAAGCUGAUUUGGUGGUAGAGAAUACCCAUGAAAUAAUAGUAAACAGCGUAUGGACGUAUUCCUCUUCACAUUCUGUACUGCCAAAAAGAGAAAUCUUAUUUCCUUCACUAUACUGUAUUUAUGAAGGAAGCUUCUGUCAACCGCUGUGGAAAUGUAUAAACCAAUUUUAAGCUCAACUUGUUCAAGGGCGUCAUUUCGCAAGAACUCAAGGAUCCCUGAAGCAAAUUCCACAAGCGAUGGUAAUCAGAUAUAUUGCUACCCUGUGCAGUGGAGCCGAAGGACAGAAGAUAGAACUG